GCUGCAGACAUACACACACACACACACACAUACAUAUAUAUACCCUGGAGUCUCAAACACAGCACAUGCUAAAGCUCUCUCUCCAUCACACAUUCUGAAUGACUGCCUGCUACCAUCAGAGAACAUGGCACAGAUCUCACCAGCAUAGCUGCCUUAGCAGUCUUCCCAUUGGGGGGUAAAGUCAUAGGUGAAUGUUUACACCUUUGACCUUCUAUGCUUUUGCUUGCUCCAACUUUGCCACUUUUUUCCAUUUCUGCCUGUCACCCUCAUUGUAUUUUCCGCUAACGUAUUUUUGUGGAACUGCCACAGAUUACUUCUUGCCGCUUUCCUCACUUGUUUUUGUCAUCAACUUUGAACGUGUGACAGAGUCCCUGCUGCUGCUGCUGCUCUGAACAAAAGAAGUCAAGAGGAUCAGCUCUGCCCCCAUGGCAGGAUUAUUGGCAUCAUUAAGUUUCAUUCGCGCUGUCCUUUCCUUUGCUCCAGCUGAAGCUUUGAUCCUCUGUGCCUGAGAUUCAGAUGGACGUGUGCAGAGCAUAUUUUGAAUCUGUGUACCGACCGGCUGUCAUCAGCUUCUGCUUCUCACCAGCAUAAAACACCAUUUCUGCAUCUCUAUCAACUUGGCACGAAGCAAUGCAGAUGCUCCACAGGUUUUAGUUUGUGUCUUUGACUACAGCAGUUGGAUGUUGGCACCGGAGACAAUUGCUUUGGCCAUUGUUUCACUAAUUGCCAAGUAAUCUUUUCCGUCUGAACCCCUAGAUGACAUGCAGUCCCUCAUAUCUCCUGUGACCAAAGCUAUUCUGGUAGCUUUGUUCAUUUUUGCCAUUCUGCUGAUCCUGUAUGUGAUUCUAUGGUAUAUCUGCCGUGAUGUGGAUUGCGACCAUGGGAUUUGAUUUAGCAUGUUGGGCAAUAGAGUAAGAAAGGGGGUUUUCCACGCAAGGUGAAAAAAAAAAUGGACCAUUCACUUGCCACUGUAUAAAAGCCAAGACCUGAAGCUGACCUUCAGAACUCAGGGUGACCUGAUUAGGAUCAAAGAAUUCAUGGGAUUUGCAUUGCUGAAGGUGAAAGACGCAAAUGGAGCUAAAAAUACGCAGGUACUCAUUAAUGAGUGAAGGAUUACCUGACGUAACAGCUGCUUUAACACAAUGGAGAAUAAAAAUGCAGAAGGUUUGCAACCUGACCUUAAACUAGUUGCCCACCCGAGAGCAAAGAGCAAGGUAUGGAAGUACUUUGGGUUUGACACCAACGCAGAGGGAUGUAUAUUGCAGUGGAAGAAGAUAUACUGCCGCAUUUGUAUGGCCCAAAUUGCCUAUUCUGGAAACACCUCAAACCUUUCUUAUCACCUUGAGAAAAACCACCCAGAUGAGUUUUGUGAAUUUGUAAAGAGCAAUACUGAACAAAUGAGAGAAGCAUUUGCAACAGCCUUUUCCAAAUUAAAGCCAGAAUCAUCCCAGCAAGUUGUACAGGAAACUUUAAUAAUGAAAAACACCCAUAGCUUUGAGAAUAAAAAACACCUGGAGCUAACAUCUUCUGUUAUCAGCCUGAUUUGUGAGGGAAUGUACCCUGCUUCUAUAUUAGAUGAACCUACAUUUAAAAACCUUUUAAAAACAGCAGAACCAAGGUAUGAAGUUCCUAUGAGGAAGUAUAUAUGUAGCAGGGUAUUGCCAGAGAAAUAUAAUGCUAUUCGGGAGAUGGUUUUGAAAGAUCUGAAUGAUAUCUUGUGGUGUGGGAUAUCCACAGAUAUGUGGAAGAGUGUAACUCAAAACAGGUCAUAUGUGACCCUCUCAGUCUACUUUAUGUCUACUGGUCCCUCUAAUUGUUUAUCUGUAAACUCCCGCUGUUUAAAAACAUUCGAAGUGCCAGAGGAAAACAAAGCAGAGACUAUUACACGUGUACUGUAUGAAACCUUCAUUGAGUGGGGAAUCAGUGCGAAAGUUUUUGGAGCUACAACUGAUUUUAGCAAAGACAUUGUUAAGGCAUGUUCACUUCUUGAUAUUCCUGUAGACAUGCCUUGUUUAGGACAGACAUUUGAUAUGGGAAUACAGCAAGCUUUUCAACUUCCAAAGCUGUCUAGCUUGCUUUCCAGAUGUCGCAAACUUGUUGAGUAUUUUCAGCAGUCCUCCAUUGCAAUGUACAUGCUCUGUGAGAAACAGAAACAACAAAAUCUCUUUCCCUGCAUGCUCAUAAGCGACCGUGUUUCCUGGUGGGGCAGCACACUUGUGAUGCUGCAACGGCUUAAAGAACAGCAAUUUACGAUUGCAGGUGUUUUGGUGGAAGAUAGCAAUAACCAUCAUCUGAUGUUAGAAGCUAGUGAGUGGAAUACAAUUGAAGGUUUGGUGGACCUCCUACAGCCGUUCAAGCAAGUCGCUGAGAUGUUGUCAGUGUCAAAAUAUCCAACAAUUAGUAUGGUCAAACCCCUUCUCCAUAUGCUGCUAAAUACAUCAUUAAACAUCAAAGAGACAGACCCAAAAGAAAUAAGUAUGGCUAAAGAAGUGAUUGCUAAAGUUCUAUCCUCCACUUAUCAGCAGACACCAGAAAUAGACAUGUUUCUAAAUGUUGCAACUUUUUUAGAUCCGCGAUAUAAAAAACUGCCUUUUCUGUCUGCAUUUGAGCGUGCACAAGUUGAGAACAGAGUGAUAGAGGAGGCAAAAUGUUUCAUAGACAAAGGAAAAGAGAACAUUAAAAAUGAAGAAAAAGUUUUCACAAUUUCAGAAGAGCCCCCUAUGAAAAAAAUGGCUUCUUCUACCCCGCCCCCUACUAGCAGCAUCAACAGUAUGUUGGCUGAGAUUUUUUGCCAGUCGGGAUCAUCUGAAGACCAGGAGGAAUGGCAUGCCCAGGUUGUCGAAGAACUGAGUAAUUUUAAGUCACAAAAGGUUCUUGGUCUAAAUGAAGAUCCGCUUAAGUGGUGGUCUGAUCGUUUGACAUUGUUUCCACUUUUACCAAAGGUACUUCAAAAGUACUGGUGUAUAAGACCUACCCGAGUCUUCCCUGAACGUCUGUUCAAUUCAUCAGCCAAUGUUGUAAAUUCAAAAAGAAAUAGAUUAGCUCCUGCUCAUGUGGAUGAGCAGAUAUUUUUAUAUGAAAACACACACAAUUGCUCUGAAGCAGAGCCAGAAGAUGAUGAUGAAGGAGAGUGGGGCUUGCAACAAGAACAGUUUUUUAAUAUAAGUGACACAGUUAAUGUUGGCAGUGCUUUCUUUUCCAUAAGGGAUAAUGGAUUUAUUUAGAAUAUACUGUUCAAAAGGUACAUUCUGUUGCAAAACUUCCAGCAAGGUGUUUGUUUUACCAGCCACUUAAAUGUUUACCCUAGUGCAUUCUUCAUUUUAAAUGGUUCUGAAUUUAGUAUGUGUUGUCUACUAUAGUGAUACAGAUAGUGUUUGCCUAGCUCGUCCAAACUGCUUUGCUGCUGUUCCUAAACUUCAAUUCCCAGCGUACACAGUCAAAUAACAGUGAGGCUGCAGGUUGGACAUCCCUGUACUAAGCUAUACAGUGUUUCACACCUUAAAAUUAUUUAUUAAGGUCAAAGGUUAAUAUACUCAAAAUGCAACACUUUUGUUCAUUAGCAGUGUAGCAUUGUGAAUAUAUACUUCAGCACAAGCAAUAAAAAACAUCUAUUUUUUAAAAGUCAGGAAUAAAGUGGAGUUAAGGUCUGUGUUUGUUUUUUUGUUUUCCAGUGGCAACACUAACCAAAAGAAGCUCAAUAUUUCAAACAACACAAUUCUUCUAUUGUAACAUGUAUGGCUAUAGUUAUCAUUUGACUGAUUAAUUCCAUUCCAAUUGACUUAAUUCCAUAUAAUUCAAAUUAUACUGUAAAAUAAUAAAGGAUUCAUGAGCCUUUAAAGGAAAAGGAAAGUCAUUUUGGCAUUUUACUGCCACAUUAGUGCCACCUAGAACAAUAUAUUUAUUCUGCAGAAAGUAUUACCAUACCUGAGUAAAGAGCCCUAGAAGCUUUAUCUGUUUGCUUAAGACAGCAGUUGCCAUUUCCUCCAUUUUCCAUAGCUUCCUGUGGCAGCUUUAGCCCUUAUAGCUCAGAUCACACAUUCCUAAGGGAGGAGGGAGGGAUUUGUUAGCAUUCUUGUGGGAGGGGGAGCAGGAGAGAGCUGCACAGACUCUGGCCCAGGGAAUUAAGGAUUUUUCUAAAAGAGGAAGUCAGACACCCAAACAUCAUGUUAACAAAAAAGUAGACAAGAAAUAAUGUGUGUCUUUUGAGUGCAGCUUUUUUGUGAGUUCUUAUGGUUGUAUUUACAUAGACCUUUCUGAUAAAGCUAACUUAGUUUUUUCCUUUCCUUCUCCUUUAAGGCUAAUUUAUGGUUCCUGGAAGCUUCAGUUUAUAGUUGCAAAAUGAAGACUCCUUCUUCAGCUCUAAAUAGUAUGGAAUUUAACAACUUGCCACUUUUUUUUUUUAACCUGGAUGAGUGAUUUGAAAUUACUGAAUUGCUACUAACAUUUAUUUUAUCAUACAACUGAGAAGGAUAGGUGACUGGUGACACUUAAAGUGCGCCUGAUACCCCUAUGCAAUAUAUAGAUAUAAGUCUAUUUUGAGAAGAUGGUAUUCAAAAAUGUGAUGUAAAAUGUAACUUAAAAAAAAAUCUCAUAAUUUUAUAGAUAGUGCUUUGUCUCCAUCCCUUUACAGGGCAGGAACUGCUCCUAACAUGCUGUGCAUUACCAGUUCAAUGAUGUCAAUCUAAACUAGCUGGGUACACUUUCUACUUUUCAUUGACAGAAGGAAAACAAGCUCAACACUUCCUAAUCUGGGGUGGGUUAAGAAAAUCAUUACUUUUUCAUGUGUGGGCUGUGUUUAUCACAUGGUAGAGAUUCCAAGAUUGCAAGACCACACAGGUCACAGGAGUUGAGUGACUUUGAUUCCUCCUUUUCUCAAUCAAAAGUUUGAGGUUUGCCCAUCAUGUUAUGCUUAACACUGUGCCGAAAUAUGUUGGGUGGGUGUUUUGUGGAUCAUUAGAACCUAUAGUUGUUGAUGUGUGGACUUUUUAUAUUAUAUGGUACAGAUCUCAGCCUAAUACCACUCCUUGAAGAACACAACAAUUUCGGAGAAAGAAGUCUUUAAGAUUCUUCCUCCUUCCAACCAAAAGUUCAUGGUCCGUCCACAUUGUGCUGAAGUGUGCUUGUUCAGCAUUCUUUAGGCUUUGAAACUGCACCAAUAGCAGUAUCUCUCAAACCCAUACUUUUAUAUUAUACCAAUACAUAUGCCAUAUAUAUAUAAGCUGCUUACACACUAAAUAAAUGUUUUGAUGAAUGUUGUACUUAAUGUUUUAAGCUGUUUUUAACAAAUUAUUUUGUUACAUAGUCAUGCCACCAUAUUGUUUUGACCUAUUGUUAAAAAAGCCAUAAUCUUGUUGAUGUUUGCCAGCUUUGGAUGUGUUGCUUAGAGAUCUACCUAAUGCUGGAGUAUGGGAAUAAAUUCUCUAAAGAAAAUAUAUUUUUUGUUGGGGACGUUCAAGCGUUUUUAAUAUAGUUGGUCUUUCAUGGUGUAAACAUUUCAGAUUGUACAGCUGUGUGGGAACUGUUAGCGCUUUAUUAAUAAAUUAUGGACAAAAAUAAAUAAGGUACUACAUUUGUGUACCAGUACUUUGCUAUG
Molecule: messenger RNA, 5593 nt
Organism: Xenopus tropicalis (tropical clawed frog)
Lineage: Eukaryota; Metazoa; Chordata; Amphibia; Anura; Pipidae
Gene: zbed1.2
Product: zinc finger BED-type containing 1 gene 2
Exons: 3
Coding region: 1143-3224 (693 amino acids)
Cellular component (GO): nucleus
Molecular function (GO): protein dimerization activity; DNA binding
Source: RefSeq, a predicted model, not a curated record